AUGAGGCCUCAGAUUGCCUGGCGAUCUCUUGGUUUGCUCCAGCGCCAGUCCCUUCGUGGGCCUGGCCAGCGGGCCUUCCAAACUGCUGCGAAAACGCGUAUUCCCGACUUCGCAUUUGCCUUCGAUAUUGACGGUGUCCUUUUACGAGCCUCAAAACCUUUACCCGGUGCUGCCGACUCGCUGGCUCUUCUGAAAGAGCAAGGUAUCCCUUUCAUCCUCCUGACCAACGGGGGCGGUAAACACGAGACCGCGCGCGUUGCAGAGAUCAGCGAGAAGCUCAAUGUUCCCCUUGACGCAUCCCAUAUUGUUCAGAGCCACUCUCCGUUCGCCGAGUUGGUCAAGGGCCCGGAUGAAGCUAGCGCAUUGGAGAAUAAAUGUGUAUUGGUGGCCGGCGGUGAUGGCGACGGCUGCCGACGCGUUGCCGAGCAAUACGGCUUCAGGAACGUGGUGACACCGGGAGAUAUCUUUAUGGCUAACCCAUCUAUUUGGCCAUUUUCCAAGAAUUUCUCGGAAUACUACAAGACCUUUGCGCGCCCUCUCCCUAAGCCCCUCGACCCGACGGACCCGGCGAAGGGCCUCAAGAUCGAUGCUAUAUUUGUUUUCAACGAUCCUCGUGACUGGGGCCUCGAUACCCAGGUCAUAAUGGACAUCUUAUUAUCGCGCCAAGGACUCGUGGGCACAUUGUCGGAGAAGAAUGGUCAAACCAACCUGCCCAACCACGGAUAUCAGCAAGAUGGCCAACCCCACCUGUACUUCUCCAACCCCGACCUGUUCUGGGCGGCAGCUUAUCCCCUUCCUCGCAUCGGCCAAGGAGGCUUCCGCGAGGCACUUGAGGGGGUUUGGGCAGCGACUACAGGUGGCCCCAGCAAAGGCAUUGAACUCCAAAAGACUGUGAUCGGCAAACCGUAUCAAAGAACUUAUGAGUUCGCAGAGCUCCAGAUGCUACGCAACCGCUCGAAGGUCUUUGGUAGUAUUGCGGAUCAGACGCCGCUGCAGCAAGUCUACAUGGUUGGAGAUAAUCCCGAGUCGGACAUUCGAGGCGCAAACUCGUACCGAAGUCCACAUGGGAGUAGUUGGAAGUCGAUCCUAGUCCGGACAGGUGUUUAUCCGGGCGGAGAGCCUGCAUAUGUGCCAACUACCAUUGCGGAUAAUGUGCAGAAGGGUGUGCAUUGGGCCCUCCAGAACUCGAAUUGGUCAUUUUGA
Molecule: messenger RNA, 1203 nt
Organism: Penicillium chermesinum
Lineage: Eukaryota; Fungi; Ascomycota; Eurotiomycetes; Eurotiales; Aspergillaceae
Product: putative HAD superfamily hydrolase
Exons: 3
Coding region: 1-1203 (400 amino acids)
Biological process (GO): glycerophospholipid biosynthetic process
Cellular component (GO): mitochondrion
Source: RefSeq, a predicted model, not a curated record